Messenger RNA from Zygosaccharomyces rouxii, 1170 nucleotides. RefSeq lists its product as uncharacterized. The record is from RefSeq and is a predicted model, not a curated record. Lineage: Eukaryota; Fungi; Ascomycota; Saccharomycetes; Saccharomycetales; Saccharomycetaceae. Bases 1 to 1170 code for a protein of 389 amino acids. The transcript has a single exon.
AUGACUGUUCAGGAUUUAAGAUUUGAAAGGAUCACUGAUCCUCAAGAGAUUAGAGCUACACAUGCUCAAAAUAGUGCUACUUGGAAAGGGCCUUUGACGGUAGAAUCAUAUGUCGAAAGAGAGAGAAUAUUGGGAGAGGCUAGUAUUGCAAGGAAAAAUCAGCUCACUGAAGUCAGGGAAGAAUUCCCGGAAUUGGCUCCCAUGUUGGGAAUCAGAUAUUUUGCUCUCAAAGAUGGCGAUACCAUCGUGAGCAGUUGUGAAACAUUAACCAGACUGGGGUAUUUCAUUAGUCCAGGGGAAUCUCGGAAUAUUGAGCAUAAUUUAAUGAUUUGUGUUGGUGGUGUCUUCACCCCAAAGGAGUACCGCGGUAAAGGUUAUGCUAGCUGUAUGGUAGAGAAACUAAUGGAAUAUUACGAUGCUAUUAGAGACAAUCCAAAUGCACCCAGAGGUAUUAAGCAGCUUUCUUUCACGCUUUACAGUGAAGUCGGUGAAUACUACAAGAAAUUUGGGUUUGAAUCGAGGCAUGUACCUGUGCAUACCAUUACUCAAAUAGAUGCGUUUUUGAAUAAAUACUGUGAACGAGCAGUUUUCAAAAAUGAUGGUAAGUUUGUGGACAAUGAUGACUACGAUGCAUUGGUUUCAUUGGAAGAUCAAGAGUUCAGGAGAAACUUGUUGAAAUUGCAUAAAGCCGAUCCCAAUUCAUUUAUUUUUACGAUUAAACCAGAUGCAGAUAUUUACAGGUGGUUCAACACAAGAGACUUCUUCAUAUUGAGGCACAUUGAUCGUCCACAAGUACCACUUACGCUUGGUUAUGUUAUGGGGGAUAAAUCUCACAUUCUAUGGCAUCACAACUGGGGGUGUGAGAGCUUGUUAAUUGUUAAAUUAUAUCUGAACCCAGAUGCAUCUUCUCAAGAAAAGGAGAACAUCCUAAAGGAGCUAUUUGCCCAUGCGGCCAAAGAGACUAAAGUAACAAAGCUCAAACAUAUAGAAUUUUGGGAUGGAGAGAUCCCGCUUGAGAAGUUUGCAGACCUUUCUAAAGUUGUGCAUGAUUUAGAGGACCGCUCGACGGUGUACGCUCACAACGAGUCGCUAAGUGCCAUGAGACCUUCACCUACUUACAAUACAAAGAAUAUUAUUUGGGAUAAUAAUACCAAGUUAAGCUGGUUUUAA